Messenger RNA from Toxorhynchites rutilus septentrionalis, 663 nucleotides. RefSeq lists its product as uncharacterized. The coding region runs from base 1 to 663 and encodes 220 amino acids. Gene Ontology annotation, molecular function: nucleic acid binding. Lineage: Eukaryota; Metazoa; Arthropoda; Insecta; Diptera; Culicidae. The transcript has a single exon. The record is from RefSeq and is a predicted model, not a curated record.
AUGCUGAAACUUAAUCAAGCUGACCGAAACGAAUUGUUUAAUUGGUGUGCUAAUAAUGAAAUACGCUGGAAGUUUAUACCUCCUCGCGCACCGCAUUUUGGCGGCCUUUGGGAAGCCGCCGUCAAAUCAGCCAAAACACAUAUGCUGAAGGAAAUCGGAAAGGUUAGCAUCACUUAUGAGAACAUGCUAACUCUGCUUGCACAGAUUGAAAUGUGCCUAAAUUCGAGGCCACUGACAGUUUUACCAUCAGAUCCGUCGGACCUAGAAGCAUUAACGCCCGGACAUUUCCUGGUAGGCUCCAACCUUCAAGCUAUUCCAGAAGCGUUCCUCCAAAAUAUUCCAGAAAAUCGCCUUGACCACUGGCAGCAGACCCAGAAGCACCUAAAGCGAAUUUGGUCCCGUUGGUACCCUGAGUAUCUCCAACAACUACAGACUCGGGCAGUCAAAACCAACAAGGCACCUAUUGUUCUUCAACCUGGGCAAGUCGUUAUCAUAAAAGAUGAUUGCCUACCACCAGCUCAAUGGCCACUCGGAAAAAUUGUAAAGGUACACCCUGGCAAGGAUGGGAUCGUCCGAGUCGUGAUUCUGAGAACUUCUUCGGCGGAGAAUGUCGUGCGACCUACAGCAAAAAUAGCACUUUUACCAUCACCAAUCAACAGCUAA